AUGUCUGAUCUUGAAGCUGUGCUUGCAGAUGUGAGCUACUUGAUGGCCAUGGAAAAAAGCAAAAACGUUGCCACCAAGGCUCCUAAAAAAAAUAUUAUCCCCGACUCAAGCAUUCGAAGUGUUAUGGUUUCCUACCUAAGAAGACAUGGAAAAAUAAAUUUUGAAGACAUAUUUCACGAUCGACUGGGCUUUAUAUUUUUUGUCAAGUUCUGCAAAGCCCAGGAGUCCCCAGAUGUUCACUUGAUCGAAUUUUAUGAAGCAAUUAAGGAUUUUGAACUCAUUGACUCCGAGUGUGAUCGUGUUAAGGAAGCCAAGCGUGUCUACGAUACCUAUAUUAUGAAGGAAUUGCUUUCAAAAGCUCAUCCAUUUUCUUCAGAACAUGUUAAAAGUGUACAGAACAAGCUAACUGAGGGAAUGAAGUGUAAUUCUGUUUCUCGCAAACUCUUUUCGGUCUAUGUGGAUGACUUGAAGCGAAAUAUCAAAAAUGUUUUUUACGAAUCCUUUUUAAAAAGCAAGCAAUUCACUCUUUACUUGCAGUGGAUGGAUGUGCAACUUAACACUACCUUGACGAUGUCGGAUUUCAGUGUGCAUAGAAUUAUUGGUAGAGGUGGUUUCGGAGAAGUUUACGGUUGUAGGAAACUUGAUUCAGGAAAGAUGUAA
Messenger RNA from Hydatigera taeniaeformis, 660 nucleotides. Lineage: Eukaryota; Metazoa; Platyhelminthes; Cestoda; Cyclophyllidea; Taeniidae. The record is from the annotation of a GenBank genome assembly.